CAAUUGAUUUCAGUCAUGGAAGCAUUCUUUGUUCUAACCACAAUUUUAUUGUUGGAGAGUACAUGUGCCAAGACUCCCCAUCGUGCUCAACCGGAUGCUCGCUGUCCACGUUUCGACGAUCCUGACGAAAUAAUUUUGUUACCUCAUUCAAAUGACUGCAGCAAGUUUGUGACGUGCCUUAGUGGAUUGGGAUACGAAAUGAACUGCCCUGAAGGUUUAGAAUAUUCGGUUGCUCAAACUACCUGCGAUUAUCCCGAGUAUGCCCAAUGUCGCAUGCGGAAAGAAACAAUUCAAACAGCUAGCAAUGGGUUCAAUAUUUUGCAGUUGCCACCGAGACCACAUGUAGAAGUAAACCAAAAUUGGGAAGAAAAGUUCGGCAUAGAGCCAAACCCAGCAGAAAAAGAACCGGAACUUGCACCGGAGGCUGUCCCAGUAGCAGAAAACAAUGAACCAGUGUUGGAAAAUUUCGGUAUUUCAGGUGCGUUUGAUCGCAGGUGUCCUGAUGUGGAUCAUCCUCGGAAAGUAAUACACUUACCAGUUGUGGGGAGCUGCAGUAAAUUUUUAAAAUGUGCUGGUGGAAGAGCUUACAUAAUGGAUUGUCCAGUUGGACUCGAGUUCAGUGUUGUUACGAAAAAAUGUGACUACCCGGCUCGUGCUAAAUGCUCGAUUCUGCCACUCGGCGCCUCUGUUCCUAGUGUCGUCGUCGCGGAUUCUCUGAUGGCCGUGCGGAUCAUGAUCCAGCCAUCGAGAAAAGCUGCACCGAAAGCCUCUAUUGGGGCUCUCAUCCUAAUUCUUGCAAUCGCCGUUGUGAGUGUUUGCGCAUUGCCUGAAUAUUAUCCACAAUACUACUACCAAUCACAGCAACACUGGGAAUAUCCGCAGUGGAACCAACCCCAAGUUCAACCAAAACCGCAGCCGCAACAACAGCCUCAACUAAGUGCUGAUGGGUAUAAAAUUGUUCCCGGCGUCAUCGACUCCCGUUGUCCAAGGACUGACGAUCCGAUAAAUCCAAUUCAUCUACCAAUCCGUGGAGAUUGUCGUAAAUUCAUGAAGUGCUAUGGAGGACGCGCAUAUGAACAGGAGUGCCCAGCCGGGUUGGAAUUCGGUGUUGAAGUCAAUCGCUGUGAUUAUCCGGCGUUGGCCCGUUGCAGCGGAUGGUAAAUAGAAAAGGAAAGCAAACAAUGUAGAAUUGUUAUACUGACAGCGCUUUUCUCACAAUAAAGAGCAUUCUUCAGUUGUUA
This is a messenger RNA of Wyeomyia smithii (pitcher-plant mosquito), 1241 nucleotides long. Its product is annotated as probable chitinase 10. Lineage: Eukaryota; Metazoa; Arthropoda; Insecta; Diptera; Culicidae. The record is from RefSeq and is a predicted model, not a curated record. Gene Ontology annotation, cellular component: extracellular region. Bases 16 to 1161 code for a protein of 381 amino acids. The transcript is spliced from 4 exons. Gene Ontology annotation, molecular function: chitin binding.